CGUGGUACGGCGAGGCUCUGAUAUAGGCUUCAUGUAUACAUUGUAUGCUUUGAACGUCAACACAUACGUCAUCAACACAAGCCUGGACACACGCUUCGAAGCCUCGACACGGAAGGACACUUCACUGGGAGUGAGGCAUCUCGCUGCUGUGAAAUAUCUCUGCAGUGCGGAUCUGUACAGUGUGUCCUCUGCUGCGGAGCUUCUCCGGUCCCUGCACUGCGGUGUCCUCUCCUUCCGGCCCCCCCACACCCCCACUCCCAGGCACCGGGUGGUGGAGAGGCGGCCGCCGGGUCAGAUCACUGUCACCGACAAACUAUCCGCUCACCGCGGACACGUCUGUCCCGUCCGCUGCGGUGCUGCUAGCCCGUUAGCUAAAGUUAGCUAACCUUCCGUUAGGAGGGUUGUGAUGACAAUAAAGUUAAGAGAGCCCCUCCACACAACUCCAAGGGGACACGAAUAACAACACGUUCAGAGGAACGUCAGAAGCGACUCGCAGUGUUUUAUUUGGGGAAACUUCUCGACUCCCACGGGGACUUUAUCCACGGUUUCACCGGAGCUAGCUUCUAGAGCCAGAUCAUGCUGCUCUCCGCCACAACACGCCUCCUCGGGAGAGGGAAGACUUUGCUCCCUGACCCCGUGAGGAGGAUCUGCGGGAAAAUGUCGACCUCCUCCGUGGCAGGCAAGCGACUGCGGGUCCUGGUCGACAUGGACGGGGUGCUGGCGGACUUCGAGGGCGGGUUCCUGAAGAAGUACCGGGCGAGGUACCCGGACGAGCCCCACAUCACCCUGGAGGACAGGAGGGGGUUCUGGGUGUCCACGCAGUACGGCCAGCUGAGGAGCGACCUGUGUGAAAAAGCCAUCAGCAUCUGGGAGUCCAAAGACUUCUUCAUAGAGCUGGAGCCUUUGCCGGGAGGAGUGGAAGCUGUCAAGGAGAUGGCCAGGAUGGAUAACACAGAUGUCUUUAUUUGCACCAGCCCUAUAAAGCAUUACAAACACUGCCCAUUUGAGAAGUAUGCUUGGGUAGAGAAGCAUUUGGGCUAUGACUUUCUGGAGCAGGUCAUCUUGACCAGGGACAAGACAUUAAUCAGCGGAGACAUCCUCAUAGACGACAAGCAUGAUAUUCUUGGCGUGGAGUCCAAACCGACGUGGCAGCACAUCCUGUUCACCGCCUGCCACAACAAGCAUCAGUCCCUCAGCCCCUCCCAGAGACGCCUCCUGUCCUGGUCGGACGACUGGAGGUCCAUCCUGGACAGCAAGAGGCAGUGAGGGACGCUUGCACCCAAGAGCCACAGCGGCCUGGCUUCCUCGUCAGUUUCUGGGGGGGGG
Molecule: messenger RNA, 1326 nt
Organism: Limanda limanda (common dab)
Lineage: Eukaryota; Metazoa; Chordata; Actinopteri; Pleuronectiformes; Pleuronectidae
Product: 5'(3')-deoxyribonucleotidase, mitochondrial-like
Exons: 5
Coding region: 577-1266 (229 amino acids)
Biological process (GO): pyrimidine deoxyribonucleotide catabolic process
Molecular function (GO): 5'-nucleotidase activity
Source: RefSeq, a predicted model, not a curated record